AUGGAUUCCCUCGGGAGGUCCCUGCCACUCACCCCGAUCGAAAGUACGCUGAAGACGCUUCUGCUGGAUGUCGUGCAGUAUAUCGGAGAAAGGAACCCGCAACUCCCGCCCACCGUCCUGCGAUUUACCGGAGGAUGGGUGCGGGACAAGCUAUUGGGCGUGGACAGUCAUGACAUCGAUGUCGGGAUCAGUAACAUGACGGGCUAUCAGUUUGGUCUGCUGCUGAAGAAGUACAUGGACACGCCGGGGAAUCUGGACAAGUACAGGCAGACACUCCCGGAUGAGGAAUUCAAGCAAAACAUCGUCAGUCUACACAAAAUCGACGCGAACCCCGAAAAGUCCAAGCAUCUAGAAACAGUCACAACGAAGAUCUUUGGCUUGGAUGUGGACCUCGUGAACCUCCGGAAGGAGACCUAUUGCGAGGAUAGUCGGAACCCGCAGAUGGAAUUCGGCACACCCGAGGAAGAUGCGCUGCGCCGGGAUGCCACGAUCAAUGCGCUAUUCUACAAUCUCAACGAGUCGAAAGUCGAGGAUUUUACCGGACAGGGCUUGACGGAUAUGGAGAGCGGAAUUAUCCGCACCCCUCUGGAGCCAUUCCAGACCUUUCAAGACGACCCGCUUCGCGUGUUGCGCUUGAUUCGGUUUGCUAGCCGCCUAGGGUACAGUAUAGACGAGGAGACGCAAGCUGCGAUGCGUAAUGAACAUAUUGGAGAGGCCCUCAAGCUCAAGAUUAGCAGAGAACGGGUCGGCGUUGAGUUGGAGAAGAUGCUUCAAGGUCCGGAUCCCCGUGGGGCACUGCAUUUGAUUGAUAGCCUCGGGCUAUAUUCGACCAUAUUUGCCAACCACAUGGAUGACGUUCAGGCGGACACAUCGUCCUGGUCUCUCGCUUACAAUGGGCUGGAAGCAUUACUAUCUCCUGAUGCCGGCCCAGACGUGGCCCGGCUGCGCCACUUCCUUGUGCGCGAUAGGCGUGAAACUUAUUACGCAUGGAUGAUUGCUGCAUUUGCUCCCUGGUCGAGUGUGCCAGGUCGUGUUCCAAAAACCUCCAAGUCGAAGCCGCUCCCACCUCGGACGGUAGACGUGGCUCGCGACAGUCUCCGAUCCGAUAAUAAGUCCAUGAGUUUGAUAGGUGCUGCAGCGAAGAAUUGGCGUCACGUUAUAGAGAUCAAAGACUUUGUCCUAAUCAACACACACCGAUCGUCCGACCAAAUCACACCAGAGAAAUUACGACAAAAAGUCGGGCUUGCCAUUCGCUCGUGGUCGACCAGCGACUGGAGGCUUUGCAUCCUCCUGGCCAUACUCCAGGGACACAUGCAUGGACAAAAUCUCCAGGAAGUGGUUAAAGGCUAUGAGAAAUUCAUUUCGUAUAUCCAGAAAGCGAACCUGGAAGACGUGUACGAGAUGGCUCCUCUGGUCAAUGGUGUUGAUACCAUGCAGGCUUUUGGGGUGAAGGCUGGGCCAUGGUUGAAGAAGGCGCAGGACAUGGUGAUUGCCUGGCAGCUGUCGCAUCCGGAAAUUACCGAAAAAGAACCGCUCCGCUCCGCGGCACGCGAGGCCCUGCGCCGAGGGGAUUCGCACAUCCCCGAUUCCAUUCUGGAUUCCACCCCAGUCCCCCGCGCAUUGGACCAGCUCUGGGACACCAUCUCUCCCCACGAUCAUACACAACAUCAAGCUGCCUGCGAAAACCUUCUUAUUGCCCGGGAGUGCCUGAGGCUGUGCGACUUGAAAGAACUAUCCGAGUCGGACCAACAUGCAGCCAACAAUCUCUACGGAUGGGCAAAUCGACUCAGGUCGGAAUUAUCACUAUCCGUGAUCGCAGCACUGGAUUCUAUCCUGCCAGUCCACCAAGCCGCAAAUGUGCCCGAUAUCCUCCUGGCCCUGGCAAGCUUCACCUCCGAAGCGGACCCAUGGACAACCGCAGAGACUGGCGCAACGUCGGCGGCCAUCCUCGACAGCUUCACCACCACAGCACGCUCUGCACCCAAUAAUUCCUUCUGGACCAUGCUCGAAAGCAUCCUGAAAGAGAAAAUCCGGCCUCUCUUCACCAAAACGCGAAACCCGGCCAUCACAGCCGCAGGCCGCAAGGACUUCCACCCGGUGCCUCUGCCGCGCUUCGACGUCAGUAUCCUCGACCCGGAGGCCCAGCCGUGGCAGGCACACGAAGUCUACGCGACGACGGUCCUCUCCUGGAUAGUCUCUCAAUAUCAGACAUCCGACAUCGCCCACCUAGAAGCGCACUUCCCUCUCCUCAUUCCCCCCAUCCUAGCACUAAUCGACUCGUCCCCCACCGCCCUCAAAACCCAAGGGUGCCUCCUGAUAACGCAUCUCCUCCACCCCAUCCGCGCCGCCCGCUCCCCCAUCCUCCGGCGCACCAACCUCUCCUCCGUCUUCGACGACGCCAUCCGCCCCUGCCUCCUCUCCCUCCCAACCAUCACCCCGGAAGACGAAUCCCUCACCCUCCUAGCAGCAGCCUACCCUGCCCUCCGCCUCCUCCACAAAACCGCUUCCCUCCCCCAACCCCAACCCACCACCACUACCACCACCACUACCACCACCACCUCCAACCCCAAAAACCCGCACGCCCAAACCCUCCGCGAAAACCUGAUCCCCUCCUUCCACCACACCAGCAUCACCCCCACCACCCGCAACGACCCCUCCACCAACAAACCCUCCUUCCCGUACCCGCGGCUCUCCACCCUCCUGCUGCACCAAAUCCACGACGAGCUGUUCGACCUCGGCAUCCAGACCACAAAGUACCUCCAGGAUAUUAUUCCGCUCGUGUACUCCGUCCUCGAGAAUCCGUUCGGGACUGCAUAUCCCCCGCUGCUGUUGGCGGGGGUUGCGGUCGCGAGGGCGGUCGUGCUGAAUGCCCAUCCUAGGGUGUGGGUUUGGCGCGGGGAGAUUCUGGGUGCGGUUUGUGGGUGUUGGGGGGUUGUUGGGGAGGAGGUGGAUGAAAGAAUACGGGAGAAGAAGAAGAAGAAGAAGGAGGAGGAGGAGGAGGGGACGGUGAAUGGGGGUCAAAGUGAGGAAGAUAAUAAUGAUGCGGUUGAUGUGUUGGAGAGAGUCAAGAGGGAGUUGAAGGGGGUCGUGUAUUUGCUUCGCAUGGCGGUGGAGAAUCCCGUCCCUGGGGAGACGCAGGCGUUGCAGGUGAAGGAGGGGUUUCAGCAGGAGAUGGAGGACUUGGUUGCUGCGGAUGAGGAAUUGAGGGAGUUGCUGUUGGGGGAGGUGGAUGGGGAUGAUGAUAGCACGUUUUUUGGGGCUGGGUUAGAAUAG
This is a messenger RNA of Aspergillus heteromorphus CBS 117.55, 3273 nucleotides long. RefSeq names its product tRNA adenylyltransferase. The coding region runs from base 1 to 3273 and encodes 1090 amino acids. Gene Ontology annotation, molecular function: ATP:3'-cytidine-cytidine-tRNA adenylyltransferase activity; RNA binding. NCBI's taxonomy places the organism in Eukaryota, Fungi, Ascomycota, Eurotiomycetes, Eurotiales, Aspergillaceae. The record is from RefSeq and is a predicted model, not a curated record. Gene Ontology annotation, biological process: tRNA 3'-terminal CCA addition. The transcript is spliced from 7 exons.